AUGGUGUGUUGGGGAGCCAUGUUUGUGUUGCCACUCAUCAUCAUGUUGUUGGUAAUCAUGUCCUUCACGCUGCAGCCCCAUCAGCCCAUCGGCCCAUCAGCCUCUCCCCGGCCGCGCUGUUCCCAGAUGGAUUCACGUGCGCCCCGCUCAGACAUGCUGUCGCCAGCCCCAGUUGCAUCCCGCGGCUUGAUACUGGCUCUGGCGGAGUGUGAAGCGGUCCGCGACUCAGUGACGCCAGGCAGAGCGCACAGGACAACGCACAGCAACAGCGGCGCUCAAAAGAAUUACAAUUGUAAGCUUCAUCCAUCCAAGUCCAUCGUACGAGCCUGGACUGCGCACCUCCAAGCCGGGACGAGCAGAGGGGAGGUUGACUGCACUACCAUGAACGUCACCUCGCUGUUUUCCUUCACCAGCCCGGCAGUCAAGCGGCUGCUUGGCUGGAAGCAGGGGGACGAGGAGGAGAAAUGGGCAGAGAAGGCAGUGGAUGCCUUGGUGAAGAAGCUCAAGAAGAAGAAGGGAGCCAUGGAGGAGCUGGAGAGGGCCCUGAGCUGCCCGGGACAGCCCAGCAACUGCGUGACCAUUCCACGCUCGCUGGACGGAAGGCUGCAGGUGUCGCACAGGAAGGGGCUGCCCCACGUGAUCUACUGCCGUGUGUGGCGCUGGCCCGACCUGCAGUCCCACCACGAGCUCAAGGCCCUGGAGUGCUGCGAGUACCCUUUCGGAUCCAAGCAGAAGGACGUGUGCAUCAAUCCGUACCAUUACAAGAGAGUGGACAGCCCAGUGCUGCCCCCGGUGUUGGUGCCGCGUAACAGCGAGUUCAACGCCAAGCACACCAUGCUGCCCCGCUUCCGCAACCCUCUUCAGCAAAACGAGCCGCACAUGCCGCAGAACGCCACUUUCCCAGAAUCCUUUGCUCAGACCAACCCGCUGCCGUUUCCCCAGUCGCCCGGCAACAGCUUCCCAAACUCACCGGGGAGCGGCAGCAGCAGCAACACCUUCCCUCACUCACCGUCCAGCUCAGACCCGGGAAGCCCAUUCCAGAUGCCAGAGACCCCCCCUCCUGCCUACAUGCCCCCUGAGGAGCAGAUGACUCAGGAUUGCCCCCAGCCCAUGGACACAACCCUCCUGGUCCCUGCUUUGCCUCUGGAGACGAGCAACCGCACUACAGAUGUGCAGCCCGUGGCCUACGAAGAGCCCAAGCACUGGUGUUCCAUAGUCUACUACGAGCUCAACAACCGAGUGGGCGAGGCGUUCCAGGCGUCCUCCACCAGCGUGCUCGUCGACGGCUUCACGGACCCCUCCAAUAACCGCAACCGAUUCUGCCUGGGCCUCCUGUCCAACGUCAACCGCAACUCCACCAUCGAGAACACCCGCAGGCACAUCGGGAAAGGCGUGCAUCUAUACUAUGUGGGAGGGGAGGUGUACGCAGAGUGCCUGAGUGACAGCAGUAUCUUCGUCCAGAGCCGUAACUGUAACUACCACCACGGCUUCCACCCCACCACCGUGUGCAAGAUCCCCAGCCGCUGCAGCCUCAAGAUCUUCAACAACCAGGAGUUCGCCGAGCUGCUCGCCCAGUCCGUCAACCACGGCUUUGAGGCGGUGUACGAGCUCACCAAGAUGUGCACAAUUCGCAUGAGCUUUGUAAAGGGCUGGGGAGCAGAAUACCACCGCCAGGACGUGACCAGCACCCCCUGCUGGAUUGAGAUCCACCUCCACGGUCCUCUGCAGUGGCUGGAUAAGGUUCUAACGCAGAUGGGAUCCCCUCACAACCCCAUCUCCUCCCUGAACCGAGAUGCCUCCCAUGUGCAUCACAAUGAGAAGAUAUAG
Molecule: messenger RNA, 1827 nt
Organism: Knipowitschia caucasica
Lineage: Eukaryota; Metazoa; Chordata; Actinopteri; Gobiiformes; Gobiidae
Source: the annotation of a GenBank genome assembly